GUCAAAUGCUGAUUGGGUGCUAUUCACAUCAAUUUAAAGUAAUUCACAAAUCAUCAAGCAGGCUGUAGCCGACAUCCAAGUAUCAAUCUACUAACCUUUUAAUGACUUGGAAACCUUCCAGUCAGUGUUCGCAUUGGCUUUUGCAAUUUCAGAAGCAACAACAAACAGCAUCUUACCUGUUACGCCCCCACCCCGAACAUAAAAAGCUGUAUUGAGCAGAGUCGACGCACCCGACAUAGUGUCCUAUGAAUGACAAGUGCUGCGUUCUGGAUGUGUAAUGGUGUUUACAAACCAUUGGCACGAUGGACUUCAUGUUGCAGCUUUAUGAAGUGUCAGUGAUGAAUUUGGAGCAAGAAAGGCCAUUUGUCUGCAGCGCCCCAGGCUGCUCCCAGCGUUUUUUCACAGAAGAUCACCUGAUGAUUCACAGGCACAAGCAUGAAAUGACUUUGAAGUUUUCCUCGAUAAAAAAUGAUAAUAUAUUAUCAGACCAAACACCCACGCCAACACGUUUUCUGAAGAACUGUGAAGAAGUAGGACUUUUCAAUGAUCUGGACUGCUCAAUAGAACAAGAAUUUAGGAAGGCUCAGGAGGAAGAAGACAAUAAAAUGAAUAUUUCAUUGCACACUUCUGUUGGACCAUCAUCACAUCAGCCACCCCACUCAAGAUUAUCAACCCAAGACGGCAUAGUGAUUCAACAAGCCAUGCCAUCACCCCAGUCCAGCUCAGUAAUCACUCAAGCACCUUCCACCAACCGACAGAUUGGGCCUGUUCCUGGCUCUCUGUCUUCCUUACUUCAUCUUCGGAACAGACAAAGACAACCAUUGCCUGCCUCUAUGCCAGGAACGUUGCCUGACCCCACCAUGCCAGGGUCCUCUGCAGUACUAAUGCCAAUAGAAAGGCAAAUGCCAAUGGGUUCUAACAUGAUGGGCUUACAGGGUCCAAACCUCAAUAACUCCUGUGCUUCUCCCCAAAUCCCUUCUAUGCAUUCUGAAGCAAAACUGAGACUAAAAGCAGCACUGACACAUCAUUCUGCUGGCAUGUCCAAUGGGAACAUGAACUCAAUGGGGCACAUGAUGGAGAUGAUGUCAACUCGGCCAGAACAGACUCACCAUCAGAUGCAUUCUCAUCCACACCAGCACCAGUCCUUGCCACCUCAACAUCACGCUUACCAACACCCACACCCCCAACACCAUCACCAUGCACAUCCACAGGCCCAACAUCACCACCAACAGAGUCACCCACACCAUCACUCACAUAAUCCUCAUCUGCAUGGGCAUCCUGGGCAUCACCAGACCUCUCCACAUCAAGCUAUUCACUCGGGCCCCCAGUCACAGGUGUCACCUGCUGCCCAGCAAAUGCAACCAACACAGACUUUACAGCCACCACAACCCACUGGAGGUCGGAGGAGGAGGGUGGUAGACGAGGACCCAGACGAAAGACGACGGAAAUUUCUGGAAAGGAAUCGAGCCGCCGCCACUCGCUGCAGACAGAAGAGGAAAGUGUGGGUGAUGUCACUGGAAAAAAAAGCAGAAGAACUUACUCAAACAAACAUGCAGCUUCAGAAUGAGGUCACAAUGUUGAAAAAUGAAGUAACACAACUAAAGCAGCUUCUGCUAACUCACAAGGACUGUCCCAUCACUGCCAUGCAGAAGGAGUCCCAAGGUUACUUGAGUCCAGAGAGUAGCCCACCAGCCAGCCCUGCUCCAAUCUGCUCGCAACAGCAAGUCAUUCAGCACAACACCAUCACAACCUCCACGUCGGCCGUCAGCGAAGUCGUAGGCAACUCUGCACUAAGUCACUUAGCCAACCACAGAACAGACAUGAAUCCUAUUCUUUAAAAAACUAACAGCAGCUCACUGACUGCUGAAAACAAUUCUGUUGCCUCGUUUGAGACUCUUUUUAAGAAGAAGAAGAAAAAAAAAACAAACUCUGAUGCCUGGAAUCAAAUUCCAAAAUGACUUCAAUUUUAAUAUUAGAGGCAAAUUGAAUUUUUUAAAUUGUUGUUUGUAUUUAGUUGUAAGGGAAAUAUGCAAUUAAUUUUUUUCUUUUUUUGUGAAAUGCUUUGUAACUUUACUUCAAAUUCCAGAGACUGUUCAGAGCAAAUGGCGCUAAAGAACACCCUGGACCUACAAGUGGAAAUUUUGUCAAACCACCAAUUCAGUUGAAGGCCUCACAAUGUGACUACUUAUCGUAUCCUGAGCUUCCAAAUCAGUGUUUUUGUAUUUCUGAAGAUAUUACUUGGCAAUUACUUGGAUUCCUUUUCUCCUUUUUAUUAAUAGCAUUACCAGUGUUUUAUUCUGUUCACUGAAUAACAAAAGGUGCAGUACAAUGUGUGUGCAUAUGAAAAUGUAUACUUUAAAAAAGGAAAAUGCAGUAAUCCAAAAAAGAGAUCAUUUAACCUGGGUGGCUCCCAGUUUAUAGUGCUCAUUAAGGUUACCGGUAACUUAGAAAGUUUUAUUUCAAUAGAAAAUUGUAACCAUGGAUAAAAUACAGUCCAGCUGUCUGACCAAAUAUGUAGACAUACAGUAUGCAUUUAAAACAUAGGAAGACUUUAAUAAGGAGCGUCUCUCCCGCUUUGUUUUUUGUGCUUGAAUGAGAAUAGCUUCAAAUAUGUGUGUCAUACACUUAACAGAGAGCUUUAAUCAGUUAAAAGCCUUCAGUAAGACAUCUAUCAGUCCUAGUGUAAUACAAAUAUGAAAUCUUCACUUGUCAAUGAUUUGUUACAAUCCCACUGUAUUGUUACAAAAUGUCACCAAAGUAAACUGCCAAAGGAGUGAUAGAGAGAAAGAGUCCCCAAAAUGCUAAGUGGGGUUUUAAAUGUAUGUGCAGUGAUUAGACCCUGAAGUGGAUAAUGUCAUAUUAUUCUAUUCUAUUCUAUUCUAUUCUAUUCCAGUGCCUCCCUUCCAUACAUACGCACAUGAAGUACACAGACUAGAAAGAGAGAGAGAAAUGAAAUGCAGAUAGGCACGACUCUUAAAUGUAAGAUAUUGGUUGAAAUGGUUAAAUGGGUUAAACAGCUUUAUUGUGGGCAGUUUGCCAGGUCAUACUAUGCAUAAUAUAUAUUUUGCACACUUGCCCUCUAUGAAAAUUUCUUUCUAUGGGCAAUUUUUUAGAGAGAAAUAGCAACAUGAAUUUAAAAUGAUUGUGUUAGCAGUCUGAGAACUGAGUAGAGUGUCAGCUCCCCAGUAUCCUGAUGGACAUUUUUAGAUAGGCGCUGCAGCCGUGUUGUUUGUUAAAAUGUGUCACCAGCAAUUUUUUGAUUUACUUGUAAUUUGCUUUGCCUCAAACUUAACAUUAUGAAACUACUCAGUGUUAUACUUUUUUUGCCUUUUUUCCAUCACAAGAUUUAGCCAACAAGCAGUACUUAGAAAAAAUAUGUUUCCCUUUUUUGGACAUGGCAUUACUAAUAGACACAUUUUUAUGUUCCUCAACUAGUCAUUGAUAAUUUUUUCAUGCAAAAAUCAGAGACGUGCAUGUGUUGUGACAGUCACCAGGCAAAAGGAAGCCGACUGCUGUUGUAAUAUUCUGUAACACAUAAACGUUUAAAAUUGCAAGUGUUCCAGAAUAUUACAAAGCUGACUUAUUACAAACAGAAGGCUCCAAAAAGAGCACAGUAAACUGGAGUUAAUGAAUGAACUGCUGCCUCAGAGCUUGUGCGUCCUGAGUUUCAUUUUCUGUAUCUAGUUUGCAUAACUGCCUUGUGUUCAUGUAGAGUUUUACUUGCCUUUCCUCCCACAUCUGAGCUGACCAGGUGUGAGUGAGUUUGGAGUUGUCCAUAAAUGUGCUCUACAUUGGAGUGAUGGUUCAUCCAAGGUUAGUUCAUGGCCUUCACCCAAAUAAUAGAAGAAAUGGAUGAAUAGAUGGAAUUAAUAUUUGGUAACAUGGACAUUUUACCAUCUUUUCAGAAGUAGAGAAACAAGGAGAGAAUGAAAAUUUAUAGCUGCCACAUACAGUGGUACCUUGCGAUACGAGUUUAAUUCGUUCCGUGACCGAGCUCGUAAGUCAAAAUGCUCGUAUCUCAAAUCAAUUUUCCCCAUUGAAAUUAAUUGAAAUGAGAUUAGUUCGUGCCAGUCCCCAAAAAACCACCCUAAUUAUUUGUUAAAUGUUUUCAACAUAAGAAAAAUGUAUUUAUAAUGAACAAAUAUUGUAUACAAACAAAACAAAACCUAAUACAUAAAAGAGAAUCUCAAGAAAUAAACAGAUGUUGGCGAAGCCGAUUAGCGUAUUGUAAUGUUUUUUUCUUUCACUUUUGCUUAACUUAAUUUUCUUCUCGUUUUUUUUCUUUUUUGCCACGCUUUCCUAACUUUCAUUCUCAAGGCGUUUCAAUAGAAACCUAUCCAAGGAGCUUUGUUUAGUCCUCCCCUUUAGAAUGUGUCUGAAAUGAGUUAGGCAAGUGUCAUUAAAUAGCGCCGCUGCACGAUUAGUUGCAACUUUUUCCCACAUUGCAAACACUUCCUUUAUCUCACUUUAUGAGGUAACCUCCUCUGCGAUACCGAUCUCCUGCAGAACCUCCGUAUGUUGCCGCGUCUGCAGUUCUGUCAACUCCUCCAUCGUCAGUUCCUCGGAAUGUGCAGCGACAAGCUCUUUGAUGGCUCGUAUUUCGAAUUUUGGCUCAUAACUCAAGGCAAAAAAUCGACCUAGUGACGGCUCGUAUCUCAAAAAACUCGUACAUUGGGGCACUCGUAUCUCAAGGUACUACUGUACUAGAUUAAAAAGUCCAAUAAUGGGAUUGGUUUUAAGUAAUCUCACUGGCAUCCAAAACUGCACACUUUGUUUUUAUGCCAGUCUUUCGUUUGAGGCUGCAGCUUUUCUUUCUGUGAUCAUUUCCCAGAAGCCAUCAGCUUUGGUGAUGUAAAUGUCCUGCAUAUAAGGGAGAGCCAUAGAACUACAGCACAAGCUGCCUCUGCUUGCUUUCACCCUCCUAGCCCACAUUCCCCCCACCGUCCCCUGCUACCCGACCUCCUCAGCAAUGGUUAGAAACAAGAGUGUGUUUGUCAGAAGACCAGGUACAAGUGACUGGAGUGCCUUCUUUAGCAAAAACUGUAUGCUUAUGGUUUAAUUUGUCAGGGUUAUAUUAAGCGAAACUGGUCAAUGUGAUUUGCACGUGCAUGUCUCUAAGGACCAACUUUAUAAAGCUCUGUAUUUUUAAAACACCGCCUUUGACUCUUUUUUAUGGGCAUACUGCAUGGCUAACCACAGUGAUGUUUGCUUUGAGGGUUUUUUGAAUUUGUCUAACACUUCCAGCAUGUUUCUUCUGUCUGUAUAUACACAGGAAAGAAUAGCCUCCAGAGGUAUUAGUGGUUGAAGGUACCCUGUCAAAGCUAAUUAGGUCUGUAGUGCAAGAUGUGUGUGGCUGAAAGUGCAGAAUGACCCGCCACAGUUAAACGAGGGUCCAGGUUUAUUGGCAUUAUAUUUGGGUGACUUGUAAAAUACAAAAAGCAACUGCUUAAUUGCAUGUGUAUUCCUAGGACCAAAGCUGUUUAGGAAACAGCUAUCAUACUGUAUUAAACGUUUUAAUUGGAAAGCUUCAGCUAAAUGCAUUAAAAAGCUUUAGUUACAUUCCAAAGGAAACAUACACAUUGCCGAGUAUAUUAGGAGGCCCUGCUUGAUAGAUAGGUUAUAAUCUGAAUAUACAAAGGUUUAAAGUCAACAGAAAAUAGUAUUAAAGACGUUAGAACCUGGUGAUUGAGCUCCACAUUUAGGAAUGCCAUCUGCCACACGUCCACCAUAAACUUUGCGACUUUCAUUUGUGAGAAAAUUAUCUCAUGUAAGGGAAAUAUGAAAUACAUGAGGCCCACCAUCAGCAACCCUGCACACCUUGGCCAACUUAACCUUUUCAUUCCUUUCAAAA
Erpetoichthys calabaricus (reedfish) is the source of this 5851-nucleotide messenger RNA. RefSeq names its product cAMP responsive element binding protein 5b (gene creb5b). Gene Ontology annotation, molecular function: DNA-binding transcription factor activity, RNA polymerase II-specific; cAMP response element binding. Bases 303 to 1838 code for a protein of 511 amino acids. The record is from RefSeq and is a predicted model, not a curated record. Lineage: Eukaryota; Metazoa; Chordata; Cladistia; Polypteriformes; Polypteridae. The transcript is spliced from 11 exons. Gene Ontology annotation, biological process: regulation of transcription by RNA polymerase II.